AUGAAAGGGGACGAUAAAGAUAAGGUGAAGAUGAUUACUCAGAAUAUUAUAGAGCUUUCAGGAUUACUGCUAUUGUACUGGUGCAACAACUUCCUGAAGACACAGUGUGUAGCUGAACAGGCAAGUUUGGCAUCUGUACACAACCUCGAUGAACAUAGCUUCCUGCAGAAUUUGCUUCGAGUCACGGGCAUAUCAUACGCUUGGCUUGGUGCCUACAACCUCCAGGGAACAUGGCGCUGGAUUGACAGAACUCGGUUCUCCUACAGUAACUGGUACUCACUAAGCAGUGUAUCCAGCUACCCGUGUGUUUUCAUAAGGAACAAUGUUGGCUGGUCUAACACUAACUGUGUAAAUAGAUAUCCAUUCUUCUGUUCUACUGACCCAAGCAAAUGCUAA
This is a messenger RNA of Neoarius graeffei (lesser salmon catfish), 396 nucleotides long. Its product is annotated as ladderlectin-like. Gene Ontology annotation, molecular function: signaling receptor activity. The record is from RefSeq and is a predicted model, not a curated record. Lineage: Eukaryota; Metazoa; Chordata; Actinopteri; Siluriformes; Ariidae. Bases 1 to 396 code for a protein of 131 amino acids. The transcript is spliced from 4 exons.